Molecule: messenger RNA, 2164 nt
Organism: Coffea arabica (coffee)
Lineage: Eukaryota; Viridiplantae; Streptophyta; Magnoliopsida; Gentianales; Rubiaceae
Product: F-box protein At5g49610-like
Molecular function (GO): protein binding
Source: RefSeq, a predicted model, not a curated record
UUCCUCAAAUAUCAUCUUCAACUGAAGUGUGUGAUUGAUAGUUUAACUAUUGUAGCUGCAGUUCUUUUUGAUCUCAAACGGCAACUCGGUUCAUUGAAUCUUGGGUUAAUGAUGAAAUUCCUUCCAUGAAUGGGACCCGAUGGCUUCCACUAUUGCAGAGUACAAAAAUAGAAGAGCAGAAGAAGCUCUGUAGCAUCUUUGACAAUUGAUAGAUGCAGAGUAUAUAGAGUGAGUAAAUGAAAUGAAGAAGGCAUUUCAUCAUCAUAUUGAUCGGUCCAAAGAAAAGAACAAAUCCUGCUGCGGCCAACUCAGAAUUUAAAAUUCAAAAUCACAAAAGGCACAAAGGUAGAUUUAUAGUUAUAGUAGUAAGUAGUAUUGUUGAAUUGAGCGCGCUCCCAUCCCAUGUGACUGCGAGUCAGAUUUUCAGUUCAUGUGGUCACACAUCCCUGUGCAAAAAUCCCGCCCUCACAUUCACAAUGAUAAAGGGAAGGCACUAAAAUAAUUGUCCCAGCCCACCAAUAAUUGAAGUUUGUGCCACAUAACAUAUUAUCGCUUGCCUGUUCAUUCUUCCAAAGGUUGCUCUCUUUAAUUUCGAUACACAAUAUGUGGAGCAACCUUCCCUUUGAUCUCCUAGCUAACAUCUUCUCCUUCCUUUCCCCUGACUCCUUGGCCUGCGCCAAAUCCUCCUGCCGCCAUUGGCAUCAAUGUGCUAGGUACUUGGCCACGCCGGAGUCGCAGCGGCGGCAUCCACCAUGGUUCAUAGCCUUGCCUAAUCGCAGCCGCGGUCUCUUUUGCUGUGCUUAUAAUCCAAUUGACGACAGCAACAGCAGCAGCAGUUGGUACAUGCUACCGCUUGACUUUCUCCCCAUCCCGACCCGACCCGUUUCUGCAACAGCUGGCCUAGUUCUUCUAAGAUCAACUAGCACUACGCCUUUUCAAUUAGCCAUAUGCAACCCUUUUACCAGGCAAUUUCGGCACCUGCCGACGCUAAAUGUCACCAGGAUUAAUGCAGCAGUUGGGGUCAUCGAAUUGGAUCCAGGCCAUCAAUUCGGCGAGCUCAACUUCAGGGCCUAUGUUGCCGGUGGCAUGUCUGAAGCGCCGGGCGGCGGCGCGUUAUACGAGCCAAAGGUGGAAAUGUACGAUUCGCGGUGUGACACGUGGAAGGUUAUCGGAUCAAUGCCAGUGGAAUUUGCAGUGAGACUAACAGUUUGGACACCCAGUGAAAGCGUGUACUCCAAUGGGAUCCUGUACUGGAUGACAUCAGCCAGAGCCUAUAGUGUGAUGGGAUUCGAGAUUGCCACAAAUAGCUGGAGAGAAUUGAGUGUGCCGGUUGCUGAUAGGCUGGAAUUCGCAGCAUUGGUGCAGAGAAAUGGGAAGCUGACGCUCCUUGGUGGCAAGUGUGGUGGUGAUGCGUGUAUAUGGGAGCUGGGAGAAGGGGAUGUAUGGCGUAUGAUUGAGAAGGUGCCAUUUGAAUUAGGGAUGAGAUUUUUGGGAGGAAAAGGCUGUUGGGAUAGCACCAAAUGUGUUGGCAAUAAUGGGAUAGUUUGCCUGUACAAGGAUCUUGGAUCAGGCAUGUUAGUUUGGAGGGAAGUUGUAGAUGAGGGCAGGUGGGAAUGGUUUUGGAUUGAUGGAUGUUGUUCGAUAAGAGGCCAGCAACUGCAGAAUUUUCAGAUUAAAGGACUCCUGCUACAUCCAAAUCUUGCUCAUUCCUCCCUCCUCAAUGCAUAAGCUUGAUUUGUUAUUCCGUCGCUUCUUUGUUGGUGUUUCUUAUUCUUCCUCUUCCGAUAAUAUCAGUUGUAAUUUUCAGCUACAUAUCAGUUAAUCAUGUACGAUUGAAUUCAAAAUUCAGGUGCGAAUUGCCAAGUUCUUUUUCAGUUGGAAACGUAUUGGCGGCUUGGCUCCCGCAACCGCCUCCAGAAGGAGUCACUCAAAGUAGAAUCUUUUGCACCGAAGGCCUCAAGAAAGUAGAAGAUACUGCAAUCGGUAGUAGUGAUUAGUGAAGGCAUGGAAUUUGGUUCGCUAAUGCCAUAUGUCAAGACAGAAACAUCCAUACUCGAUCAUAGACUAUAGGGAGUUAGUUGUUCACUGUAAACUGUCAUUCUCUUCAUCAAGCAAUAAAUUGAAUUCGCCUGCGGGCCUUGAUUGGCUCAGCAGUGGUUCUGCA